This is a messenger RNA of Aplosporella prunicola CBS 121167, 1569 nucleotides long. RefSeq lists its product as uncharacterized. Bases 1 to 1569 code for a protein of 522 amino acids. The transcript has a single exon. Gene Ontology annotation, molecular function: DNA-binding transcription factor activity. The record is from RefSeq and is a predicted model, not a curated record. Gene Ontology annotation, biological process: regulation of DNA-templated transcription. NCBI's taxonomy places the organism in Eukaryota, Fungi, Ascomycota, Dothideomycetes, Botryosphaeriales, Aplosporellaceae.
AUGUCACGGCAACAUGGCACUGGGUCAGGUCCGUCGUCCGCCACCGUCGUCCGUCCCUCUCCCGCUCGCUCUCACACGACUCCCUCAGGCCCGCGGUUUGAGCUGCCCAUGAGCCGUGGUCCUGCCCUCCCGCCCAUCCACCCGCCCGCCGACCCCGCCCCGCCCCGCUCCGAGGGGCGCACCCCGCGGGCCCUCGGUGUGCACUCGAUCCUGAAUCCGCCUCAGGCUGAAGCUCCCGAGGCCAAGGGCCAGAGACGCACCGCCGCCGAGAUGGAGUCGCCGUCUCCCGUCGAUCGAUUCCAAGGGCCGACGUCGAACCAGGGUGGCUAUUUCGGCGGCCACCACCACCACCACCACCACCACGCACACGACGCUUCACGCCGUCCGCAGUCGCAAGUCAUAACGGGCGACAGCUCUCAGAGACGCAUUCUGAGCCCCCGAUCGCCGCUGUUUCGCUCCCACAGCCUGAACCGGAUUCGUGCGCCGACCGGCACCAUCAGUGCCCAGGAAACGCCCUUCCUCUCGCCCAACUCCAGAGAGUACAUGGUCGAGCCCGGCUCUGCUCCCAAUCCGCCGUUGCCCACGCCUCCGGCAGCCCAGCGAGCGGGGCACAGCUUCCCGCCACCCCCGCCGGUGCCGACCCCGCCAAUCAACCCGGGCCACUCGCGACAGACCAGCGCCAACUUCUCGCAUCUCUCGCACUCGGCCAGCGCGAGCCCGAGCAUGGCGCCCUACGGGCCCGGGGCACUCAAUUCGCCCGCGCAGCCGCUCGGGGAGCUGCCUCGCCCAAGGUCGCCAGCGCCCUAUUCGCCCGUCUACCACGAGGCCGAGCACCGUCCUUUCGGCAUCCCGGUCGCGUCGACGGGCCAGAGCAACUACCAGCUCCUGACGCUGGAGACGAACCAGGGCCACGUCCAGAUCCCCGUCGACGUGCAGGCAGCGUCGAAGAUGGCCGACGAGAAGCGCAAGCGCAACGCGGGAGCGUCGGCGCGGUUCCGGGCGCGGCGCAAGGAGAAAGAGAAGGAGGCGUCGACGACGAUUUCGCGCUUGGAGCAGCAACUUCGCGACGCGACGGAAGACAUGGAGUUUUACCGGCGCGAGCGCGACUACCUCGCCCAGGUCGUGUACAACUCACCGGGCGGCGACCGGCACUUUCCUCGGCCGCCGUCGCCUCACCGACGCAGAGUGUCGCUGCAGACGUCGAGUGGCUCAGGCGCCUCGGCCGCCAGCACGCCUGGCGCCUACUCCAACUUCCCCUCGGACCAGCCAAGCCAACCGCAGCGCGUAGCCGAGACCGAACGCAACGUCCGUCGCCGCACUAGCAGCUACCUUCCGGCCCCGCAGGCCGCGCAGCAGCAGCCUUCGUCGAUGCCCUUCCCGCCGACCUCGUACCCGCCGCUCGUGGCCGCGUCUUCUGUCUCGGGCUCUCGCACGCCGCCCAUCCUGCAGCAGCCGCCGCCCCCGCCUCCGCCGCCCCACCAGCCAGGCUUUUCCAGCCCGUACGCCUUCGAGCGGCCUGACAGGAGCUGGCCUCCUACCUCUGCGCCCGGCCGCCCCGGGCCCUUGUAA